UAGAACAUUGUAUUCAAAUGACGAGAGCAUGAUAGAUACUAAUAAGUUUAAAUUUUAUUUUGAGCAUCUAUGGAAAAAUUUAUCUGAAGAAAAUAGGAGGUCUUCUAUAUGUCUUGAUUCUUUAUGGUUUUCUAUGUACAAGAGCAAGGUGACAAAGGACAAGGUGCUCAAGUGGAUCAAAAUGAAGAAGAUACUUAAAAAAAAAUAUGUGUUUAUUCCCAUUGUUUGUUGGGGACACUGGAGCCUUCUUAUCCUUUGCAACUUUUGUGAAAAUAGGCAACCAAACAUUGAGAAGCCUUUCAUGUUACUAUUAGAUUCACUUCAUCAAGCAAAUCCAAAGAGGUUGGAGCCAGAUAUAAGAAGAUUUGUAUUGGACAUUUGUCGAACUGAGGCAAGAGAUGAGAAUAAAACGGCUAUAUCCAAGAUUCCUCUUCUUAUUCCCAAUGUUCCGCAACAAAGAAAUGGUGUGGAUUGUGGCAUCUUUGUUCUCUACUACAUAUAUUUAUUUGUCCAAAAUGUCCCUACAAAUUUUGCUUUAGAUGGCUACCCAUAUUUUCUUAAGGAAGAUUGGUUUUGUCAAGAUGACAUAGAAAACUUUCGGACGAAAUUCAAUUUUUGGAUGUAA
Molecule: messenger RNA, 625 nt
Organism: Dioscorea cayenensis subsp. rotundata (Guinea yam)
Lineage: Eukaryota; Viridiplantae; Streptophyta; Magnoliopsida; Dioscoreales; Dioscoreaceae
Product: probable ubiquitin-like-specific protease 2A
Exons: 6
Coding region: 29-625 (198 amino acids)
Biological process (GO): proteolysis
Molecular function (GO): cysteine-type peptidase activity
Source: RefSeq, a predicted model, not a curated record